Molecule: messenger RNA, 623 nt
Organism: Cinara cedri
Lineage: Eukaryota; Metazoa; Arthropoda; Insecta; Hemiptera; Aphididae
Source: the annotation of a GenBank genome assembly
AUGGAAAAAGACGGAGCUAAGUCAGCAAAACUAGCAAUAAAGAAGGCUAUAGACCUAAUAUGGAGAAAACUUUAUGAUGAAGUAGAACACGACCCAUGGGGCAUGCCCUACAAGCUCAUGAUGGGUAAAUUAGUAAAAACACCUCCGAUUCCAGGGUUGAACACGCCAGGAACAAUGGCGGAAAUAGUGGUGGAACAAGUCUGUUUCACCCUCGGUUUUCGAUUCAAUGUAAAAAAAGAAAAAAAAAGGUUAGGUUAGUUACCUCUAGACUGGGUACAUAAGGUCCGUGAAAAGGUUCAAGGAGUCGAAAAAAUACUGUUAUUAUUACAAAUUACUAUGUAUUGAUUGUUGUUGUUGUAGUGUUUAUUUUAACAAUGUUUGCUGUUAAUUUAAUUAAAUAAACUAUAUGGAUACAGGGGGUUGGACAGCCGAAAGGUCUAAAUUCCCUCUUUAGCGCCGUGAUACCACAUAAAAAAAAAAAAUAUCGGGUGCACGACGCACGCGGGGAGGGCCUGAUCAUCUUGCUCGACUCCUUCGGACUGGUAGUUCUCAACGAGAAAUUCAGGCCAACGUUCGUUGGUCGUAGUAGAGGAUCAAUCAUGGACAAUACAGCCAUGUCAUAA